Messenger RNA from Salmo salar (Atlantic salmon), 1340 nucleotides. Its product is annotated as tumor necrosis factor receptor superfamily member 5. Gene Ontology annotation, cellular component: external side of plasma membrane. Lineage: Eukaryota; Metazoa; Chordata; Actinopteri; Salmoniformes; Salmonidae. Gene Ontology annotation, biological process: defense response to Gram-negative bacterium; positive regulation of cytokine production involved in immune response; positive regulation of peptidyl-tyrosine phosphorylation. Gene Ontology annotation, molecular function: protein binding. The record is from RefSeq and is a predicted model, not a curated record.
ACAAUCUGUUUUACGACAUUAGCUAGACAAUGAGAAGAAAAACAUCAAGGUUGGGGGAGCAGCGGAAGUGAUGCACACAUUGAGUUUCAAUCUGAUGACGGACAUAAAAUCCCCAAUGAUGAUUAAAUUAACGUUUUAUGGAUUUAGAUUAUUAUUAUUUUUUUAAUCAGACUUACUUUGGUUAGUCUAGCGUACUCAUCUGACGUGGUUACAGUAUUUCGGAGCCGAAAUGAAUUGCGCAUCCUGCUACGGUAGGCUACAUGGUCAAGGUUUGAAUUUUAUGCAUGUAUUUGGAAGCGAUUGUGGUCCAGCAGAAUACAAAAAGGUUGAUGGGCAGUGCUGCCCAAUGUGUGGUAAAGGCUUGGUGGUCCGCAGAGAUUGUACAAUAGACUCCAGCACAUCUUGCAUACCCUGUAUCAGAGGGACCUUCAUGAACGAGGCCAAUGGUCUAACCAAGUGCUUUCCCUGCACUCCCUGUGACCCAGGACAGGGCCUGUUCACUCAGACAGAGUGCAAACCAACAAGUAACACAGUCUGCGACGUUCUAGAUGGAUACUACUGUAGAAGCUACUCAUCCAACUCUGAGUGUAACUUUGUAGUAGAACAUACACACUGUUCACCGGGCCAGAGUACUAAAUCACCUGGAACAAAGACAACAGAUACCAUGUGUGAGGAGUGUCAGCAUGGAUUUUACUCACAACAUGGUGUGAACUGCACUGCCUGGACUGAUUGUGCAGCAAUGGGACGCGUCAAGACAGAAGAUGGAAAUUCUAGACAAGAUGUUAUUUGUAACAAAGUGCCACCAAGGAGCCAUACCACUCUAAUAGCUCCAAUAUUAUUAUUAUUAUUAUUAUUAGUAGCUGUACUGUUUUGUUUCUACCUGGCAAGAGCUAAACGUAAGAAAGUUUCAGAGAUUGAUGAGAUCUGUAAGGUUCCUCAGCAAGAAACGGGACCUCAGCAAGAAACGGGACCUCAGCAAGAAACGGGACCUCUACAAGAAACGGGACCUCUACAAGAAACGGGACCUCUACAAGAAACAGGACCUCUACAAGUCACCAGUAACUCCCUAGUGGAAACAGCAGAGAAUGUGCCUGGUGAUGUUGUAACUGAUGUGGACUUUCAGCAUCCACUAAACUCGGAUGAAGUGCCAUGAAUGCAGGGGCGGCAGGGUAGCCUAGUGGUUAGAGCUUUGGACUUGUAACCGAGCUGACAAGGUAAAAAAUCUGUCGUUCUGCCUCUGAACAAGGCAGUUAACCCACUGUUCCUAGGCCGUCUUUGAAAAUAAGAAUUUGUUCUUAACUGACUUGCCUAGGUAAAAAAAUAAAUAAAAUGCAGGCAGA